AACACUCAGACGCCUGAACCUGGAUUAGAUUAUUCCAAGCUAACAGUGGAGAAAUUUCAUUAGAAUAUUUUUGGAAAUCUGCUCAACCUUUGACACAUUGAGCUGGGGUCUGUCUCUUCCAGGUAGAGGUUUACAGGAAGCUCUGCUGAGUUUAGGGUGUCUCAUUACUUCCUCAUUUUCCAGACAGUCACUGUGGUGCUGGAUGUAAAUGCUUUACUUUCCUUAAUAAUUGUUUGUGGGGAAAUAAAUUUAGGCCAGAAUGAACUUCAUAUCUUCAGGUUGCUUGACAGGAUCCACUCGCUCCUCAACCUCAAGGAUAGAGUUUGGUGCUUUUAUGUGAGGUGUCCUUUAUUUAACCACCAAUAGAACGCUGUGUUUGCUGUGUUUGUCUUUCCAGACCGCCUGCAGGAUUAUGUUGGAAAAGAGGAGGAAUUCUCUGACCAGCAGCUCUGUGGACAGGAGAGGAAAGCCAGUUUGGACCAAGAGGAAUCGGAACAUCCGCAGAUUAAAGAAGAGCAUCAAAAGCCAGAACAUCCCUGGACAAAAGAGGAAACCAUGGAGCUCCCCAUAAGUGAGCAGAAAGAGCAGCUUGUUCUGAAGCAGGAUAUUAAAGAUACAAGAGAGAAACCUUUCCCAUGUUUGACAUGUGGAGAAAACUUUCUUAAAAAAGAGCAUUUAUUGGUUCAAACGAGAACUCACACAGGUCAGAGGUUUUAUUGUCUGUCCUGUGGAAAAAGCUUCACUAAUAAAUCUCAUCUUGAUACACACAUCAGAAUUCACACAGAUGAGAAGCCCUUUAAAUGUCUGUCCUGUGGAAAAAGCUUCACUAACAAAUCUAAUCUUGAUAAACACAUCAGAAUUCACACAGAUGAGAAGCCUUUUUGCUGUAACAUUUGUAACAAGAAAUUUACUCAGAAGGGUAGUUUGACUUCUCACAUGAGAAUUCACACUGGUGAGAAGCCUUUUUCUUGUAACAUUUGUAACAACAAAUUUAAUCAAAAGAGUAGUUUGACUUCUCACAUGAGAAUUCACACAGGUGAGAAGCCUUUUGAAUGUCUGUCCUGUGGAAAAAGCUUCACUAACAAAUUUAAUCUUGUUACACACAUCAGAGUUCACACUGGUGAGAAGCCUUUUUCUUGUACCAUUUGUAACACUAAAUUUAAUCAGAAGAGUAGUUUGACUUUUCACAUGAGAAUUCACAAAGGUGAGAAGCCUUUUGAAUGUCUGUCCUGUGGAAAAGGCUUCAAUGACAAAUCUAAUCUUGAUAAACACAUCAGAAUUCACACUGGUGAGAAGCCUUUUUCUUGUACCAUUUGUAACAAUAAAUUUACUCAAAAGAGUAAUUUGACUACUCACAUGAAAAUUCACACAGGUGUGAAGCCCUUUGAAUAAGUCACAGCAGCUAGAUGCCACAGGAAUGAAAUGUAGAGGUGUUUACCAUGUUUGACUGGUGAUAAAAUGUCCAUCUAGAAACUCCUUCACCUCAUUACAUGAGAAACUCACGUGUCAAAGUCCUUUUUUUGAGGCAAGUUUUGAGAAAGCCAUUAAUUAACAGCUCUGUUUACAUAGAAACCAGAACAGAUAAGGUGUUAUAUAGUAAAGCCUGUACUCAGUUGCUGGAUGAAUAUUUGGAAGUGAACAUUUGAAAGUUCAUUAUUUUGGACCUGAGUAAAUUAGAUUUCAAUGGCCACAAAAUGUUGCCCUAACAAAAAAAAAAAGAUUUUUAAAUUUAUGAUUUUUAAAUUUUUCUGUAAUGAGGGGAAUAAACAUAAUAAAGUGCAACGACAACAUCUUGGUUACAGAUGAAGCAGGUUUGCUGUCCAUAGAACAAGCAAUUGAUAAGUUAUAGAUGUUGAAAUUAAGGGGGGGGAAAAAGGCAGACCCAUACUGUGCAACUUUUGCUUGGUGUUGCAUAUCUUUUUCUGAAUGAAUUUAUUAAGAAAAAAAAACUCCAGUUUUAUUUUGUACACCAAGAAACUUUUAGUUGAAUGAUAAGCUAUCGGCUGGAUAUAUUCCAGAAACAGACUUUUAUUCUGAUGAAAAUAUCCU
Molecule: messenger RNA, 2049 nt
Organism: Cyprinodon variegatus (sheepshead minnow)
Lineage: Eukaryota; Metazoa; Chordata; Actinopteri; Cyprinodontiformes; Cyprinodontidae
Product: gastrula zinc finger protein XlCGF8.2DB-like
Exons: 2
Coding region: 556-1392 (278 amino acids)
Biological process (GO): regulation of transcription by RNA polymerase II
Molecular function (GO): DNA-binding transcription factor activity; RNA polymerase II cis-regulatory region sequence-specific DNA binding
Source: RefSeq, a predicted model, not a curated record